UUGCAUGCACCGUUUAAAAUUAAAGAUCUCCGAAAGCAAAUUCCCUUUGCUUUGAAAAACCGUUUGGCAAAAUCCUAUGUCUCUACACAGCUUCAAAGAAGCCCUUAAACCCUGCAGAAACUCAUCAUCCUUAACCUCCUCAACAAUCCAAUCACAGUCGUCACUCACCCAAACCUUAGAAGACCCCACAAUCCCUAGAAAGCCCCCGAAAUCCUCUUUGUCUCAGCAGCUUCUGAGACUCCAAGAUCCUCUGUCUCUGCCCCCAAUUCAACCACAGAGCCAACCCAAACAAACCCACGACCAGAACGGCAAGGAGGAUGAGAAUGAAGAAAAAGACGACGACCCAGAAUCACUGGAUUAUGAGAAGCCUAAAGUGGGUUUGUUUGAGUUUGAUCGCAUAGGACCAUAUGAACCGUUGGUUUUGUCCUCAGAGGGAGAAUUUCCUGUUAUACAGGUUCCGGCAUCCAUUAACUGCAGAUUGCUUGAACAUCAGAGAGAGGGAGUGGAGUUUCUAUAUAAUCUGUACAAGAACAACCAUGGAGGUAUUCUUGGUGAUGACAUGGGACUAGGAAAAACCAUCCAAACUAUUGCAUUCUUGGCUGCUGUGUUUGGGAACGAUGGGGAUUGUAUGGACUCCACAUUACUGAAGAAGAAUCAGACAGCAGAAAGAGGCCCUGUUCUCAUAGUUUGCCCUUCUUCAGUUAUCCACAAUUGGGAGAGUGAAUUCUCUAAGUGGGCUAACUUUAGUGUUGCUGUUUACCAUGGUGCAAAUCGUGAUUUGGUUUAUGAUAAGUUAGAAGCGCAUGAAGUUGAGAUCCUUAUCACAAGCUUUGACACAUACAGGAUUUGUGGCAGCCAGUUGUCAGAGGUCAAUUGGGAGAUUGUGAUUGUUGAUGAGGCACAUCGGCUUAAGAAUGAAAAAUCAAAGCUCUAUAUCGCAUGUUUAGAAUUUAAAACCUUAAAACGUAUUGGCCUUACUGGAACUGUAAUGCAGAACAAAAUCAUGGAACUUUUUAAUCUCUUUGAUUGGGUUGCACCUGGAUCCUUGGGAACACGGGAACAUUUUCGAGAGUUUUACGAUGAACCCCUCAAGCAUGGCCAAAGGUCAACUGCCCCAGAAAGAUUUGUUCGUGUUGCUGAUGAGCGAAAACAACACCUAGUGGCACUUCUUCAUAAAUAUAUGUUAAGAAGGACAAAAGAGGAAACCAUUGGGCAUCUUAUGAUGGGGAAGGAAGAUAAUGUCAUAUUCUGUGCUAUGAGCGAAUUGCAAAAACGGGUGUAUAGAAGAAUGUUACAGCUACCGGACAUUCAAUGCCUAAUAAAUAAGGACCUCCCAUGUAGUUGUGGCAGCCCUCUUACCCAAGCUGAAUGCUGCAAAAGGACUGUCCCGGAUGGGAAAAUUUGGCCAUAUCUUCACAAGGAGAACCCUGAUGGAUGUGAUUCAUGCCCCUUUUGCAUUGUCCUUCCUUGCCUUAUCAAGCUCCAACAGAUAAGUAAUCACUUGGAGCUGAUUAAGCCUAAUCCGAAGGAUGACCCAGAUAAGCAAAAGAAAGAUGCAGAGUUUGCCUCCGCUGUGUUUGGCACAGAUAUUAAUCUGGUAGGAGGGAACACCCAGAAUGAGAGUUUUAUGGGCCUGAGUGAUGUUAAACAUUGUGGCAAAAUGCGAGCGCUUGAAAAGUUCUUGUUCUCGUGGAUUUCAUGCGGUGACAAAGUUCUGUUGUUCAGCUACUCUGUCAGGAUGCUGGACAUACUGGAAAAAUUUCUUAUACGUAAAGGCUAUUGCUUCUCAAGACUUGAUGGUUCUACACCAACCAACUUGCGCCAGUCUAUUGUUGAUGACUUUAACUCAAGUCCAAGCAAACAGGUCUUCCUUAUAUCAACUCGAGCUGGUGGGCUUGGAUUGAAUCUUGUCAGCGCAAAUCGUGUGGUGAUAUUUGAUCCAAGUUGGAAUCCUGCCCAAGAUUUACAGGCCCAGGACAGGUCAUUUCGUUUCGGGCAGAAGCGGCAUGUUGUGGUUUUCCGCUUUCUUUCUGCUGGCUCCCUUGAUGAACUUGUUUAUUCACGUCAGGUGUACAAACAGCAGCUAUCCAACAUUGCUGUUUCUGGAAAAAUGGAAAAGAGAUAUUUUGAAGGUGUUCAGGAUUGCAAAGAAUUUCAAGGGGAGCUUUUCGGAAUUUGCAAUUUAUUUCGUGACCUUUCAGAUAAGGUCUUUACCAGCGAAAUAUUUGAGUUGCAUGAGAAGGAUGGACAAAUAGAAGGGUAUGGUAUAAGACAACAAUCAACCGAUGUUGGAAGCAAUAGUGUUUCAUUAAAAGAAGUUGGUGUUACAUCCUUAUCGUUGUCUGAGACCAGAACAACCAGUAAUUCUAAGAAGGGUUUAACAAGUCAACCUGUGCUCAAGGAUGUGGGUGUCGUGUAUGCGCACCGCAAUGAAGACAUCCUGAAUUAUGGACCUGGAGGUCAAGGGGCGAUUGAAAUGAUCCCUCAGAACAAUGGUAUCAUGGACCCAUACAUUCGUGUUGCCCGGAGAAAGAGACUAGAUGGUAUAGUUGGAAAGGAGAAUUUUCCUUCAUGCAAGGAUCAGAAAAGGAUUCAGUAUAGCCUCCUUUCUAUGUUCAUGGGUUUGGGAGAGCUAGAGUUCAGCAAGUGGGUAAUAUCUGCCACUCCUAUGGAGAGGGAGACAGUGCUUCGGGACUUCAAGAAGCGAAAGAAGAAGAUACAUGAUGGUUGAAGCAUUAUCUUCGAAGUUGUACAAAACUAAACAGAUGUGCUCAUUGUACAAAUUUAUAUCUCCAUGAUUUGUCAAUAGAAAUUGCUCUGUAUCUUCAAUAACUUACUUAGACCUUUGUAUAUGAAUCUGUGGUACCAAAAGGCUACCACUCUUGACCGAUCUUUGAUGUAAUAUUGUCCUACAUUUUCCCACUAAUUUUAGCUCUGGCAAAGGUGUAAUAGUUUAGCCUAUUUUCUUUGAGUUGAGAAACAUGGAAGACUAGAUGGAUUUCUAUUUCCUUUUUAUAUGCUACUGCUUAUACCGUGGCUACUACUGGAAAGGGACUUGAACACAUUGACUGUCGGCUUAAGACUCCUUUUACUA
Molecule: messenger RNA, 3094 nt
Organism: Prunus mume (Japanese apricot)
Lineage: Eukaryota; Viridiplantae; Streptophyta; Magnoliopsida; Rosales; Rosaceae
Gene: SWI2
Product: switch 2
Molecular function (GO): ATP binding
Source: RefSeq, a predicted model, not a curated record